GGAGCCAAUUCCCGGGAAAUAUCUCAAACCCUAGUUUUUCUUCUCUCACGGUGCCGCCACCGUAGACACGCAGACCGCCUCACGACGGUCGUUCUUGCCGCCGGCUCAUGUCGGUCACUCUCUCGCCAGCUCACGUCGACGAGCUCCCUAUGCCGGCUCACGUCGGUUUCCGACUCUCUUCCGCCAAUAUGACAGCUGAAACUCCCAAAAAGACUGUGGUUGGUUACUACAAUCAAUUUGUGAUGCUGUGGAACAAGUUAUAUGGAUCUGUGGACCCCACGUGCGGGUGUCGUUGUGAGGCCGCAGCCUUGAUUCGUGCACGUGAAGAACAGGAGAAAACCCACCAUUUUUUGCUCGGACUCGACGACGAACAGUUUGGUCACAUUCGCUCUCAGAUCAUCACCACCGAGCCUGUUCCAGAUCUUCAUCGAGCUUAUGCAUUGGUUGUCCAAGAGGAACGACAUAAAAGUAUCGUUCGAAGCCGGGAUGAUCGCACAGAUGCGGUCGCCUUCGCCAUGCAACGCCCCACUCCACGUGUGCCUCGUGGUGACCCACCUCAUUACUCGUGCACCCACUGUGGAAAGGACGGUCACUCGGUGGAUCAUUGUUACCAGCUCCACGGGUAUCCCCCUAGAAAAGGGCGAGGCCGCGGCAGUCCCUCUGGUCGCGGUGGUGGCCGUACAGCGCCGGGUGGCAGUGGUUCUUCUCCACGUGCACUUGGCCGCGGGUAUGGCACUGCAACAGGGGGAGCGCAUGUAGCUACAAACCCUAAUGCUUUGGGUCUUACCCCCGAUCAGAUGACGCGCCUCAUCUCCAUGCUUGAUCCUCCUUCCGCUCAAGUUACACCCCUCCGCACAGGGGAAACUCUGAGCAAGGUCUACCCAAGGACCCACCUCAGGAUGCAAGAGGUGUGCCACCAGCCAUCGAUCAGUUACUUAAAAGCCCUGUUGCAGCAGAUCACCACGGAGAUGGCUGAGCAAACACAGCAGCCGCCUCUGCCACCACCUCCUCCUCUAGCUCCACUUUUGAGCAUGGACAAGCUUCCUGAGAAUGGCACCAUUGAGAUCCGAAGAUCAACCAGGGUGGCGAGGGUACCUCGUAGGCCCAUGAAGAAGAGGGGAACGGGGUACCCUCCCAAGGCAACACUGCAGAGGCCGAGGGCCAUCGUCACCCAGAUGCCCAAGAAGACUUGCGCCUCUACCUCAUCCGGUCAGCAUCUGGCUCUUCCCAAGACUCAACCGGUCCAACAAGAGACCGUUGAGAUUUUGGAUGAAGAGGAAGCCCCAACGACCGGGGCAUCGGAUUUGAAUCCUCCCCCGAACAAGGGGAAGAAGAGCCGGAUGAAGAAGGUGGCUACGUCCCACCCUUCCUUCAAGAGGAAAAGGGGGGAAAGUGUACCAGAAGUACAAUCCAUAGAGGAGCUCUGGGUCCUGCUUGGGCUCAGGCUGAAAGAACUUUGUGAGGUGGGUCCGGACGCAAUGGAACGGUUCUCCGAAGACUCACCCUCCAAGGCGGCCCGGUUGGAAAUGAAAGUGAGGGAAGGGGAACAGAGGGCCUGGGAGGUGAACGCCGUGAUUCUGCGGCAAAAAGAUGAAAUGGCCAAGCUCUUGAAGGCGACCGAGGCAGUAGGUGCUAAGAACCUCGAGCUGAAGGAGGAAAACACCCGGUUGAUGGAGGAGGUCUCACAUCUGAAGGAGAUCGUGGAGUAUCUAGACUUGUGCUUCGCCUUGGAACCACCAUCCUCCACCAUAUUGACACAAGAUGGUCCAGCAACAUCCUUGGAUUUGUUGCUUUCUCGAGCCCUCACUGAUUCUUCAAUCCGAAGAUGAGGGCCCAAUUGAACCAAAGACAUAUCGUCUUUGUUGUGUUUCAACUCACAUUUAUAGUCUUUCCAAGAUGGUGGCAACAUAUCAAUUACAUUUGAAACAAAAAUACAUUCAUCUUGUUUCAUACCAUGUAAAUUAAGUUGUCCCAACAUACGCACAAGUUCAUGAUAUUGUUCCAUAACAGACCUUAAAUCAACCAUCUUAUAAUUAUUAAAGUCACUAAUAAGAAAUUUCUUACAUGAUG
Cuscuta campestris is the source of this 2070-nucleotide messenger RNA. Lineage: Eukaryota; Viridiplantae; Streptophyta; Magnoliopsida; Solanales; Convolvulaceae. The record is from the annotation of a GenBank genome assembly.